Messenger RNA from Laetiporus sulphureus 93-53, 955 nucleotides. RefSeq lists its product as uncharacterized. The coding region runs from base 317 to 844 and encodes 175 amino acids. NCBI's taxonomy places the organism in Eukaryota, Fungi, Basidiomycota, Agaricomycetes, Polyporales, Laetiporaceae. The transcript has 4 exons. The record is from RefSeq and is a predicted model, not a curated record.
CAGUGCUGCGAGUUUACACACCAUGCGUUCAUUGUGAGCGAUUCCAUCAAUCGUACUCGACGAUUUCGAUGGCCCAUCUCCGGAAAGGAGGCUGAGGUUUGCGCUGGACAGGUGUAGCGACUGUACCCUUGGUCUCAGUCCACCUUGCGUGCCAGUGAUGACUCUCGGGUUGGGAGCCUUCUCGGUAUGCGAUUAUCUCAGGUGAAACCUCCCGGUCACCGAUGUCCGAAGGGCGAUCAUGGCUUUGCAUGUAGCGCGUUAGAUCUGACACUUUUCUGGUAUCUUCGGCUUUGUUAGGAUUGAGAGCUGCCCAAGAAUGAGAUAUUGUGAGAUCGUGUGUAGAGCGCAGGCGGGGAGGCGCAUUGGACGCCACACGUGGGGGCCUGGUCGGAUGUCCGUUGGAACCAGUGUUAACGUGAAAACGCCGAGGCAUGUCAAUUCCCUUUGCCGUAGCUUGGAUAUUGGGCACGAGCCUCAUGGGGAUGCUGGCUGGUCGAAUAUGUGGAGCAACACUGAGCGCCACACUCGAGGGCGGAGACAAAGUCAUGAAUACGCCACUGCUUCUUUGUCCUCGAGCAAUAAGGGUGUAUGGAGUGGAGGAAGAAGGGAGGGGACGAGAAAGGCUCGAACGCGAGAUGCGGUUCCAAUUCCAGCGCCUAUUCCACUGUGCCGGGAUUGGCUAGGGUGCGCGUGGCGGGUGAGCCACUCGAACUCAUGUGCAAGCAAGGUGCGAGAGUGGUAUCUCCUGGAGGGAAUCCUUUGUCUAUCUAUCGUACUCUGCCUGAUGCGAACCGAUACGUCCACUGGGUCGAUGAGGCAUCGGCAAGAUCAGGCCGCGCCUUGAACAUUCCUUUUGUAAGUUUCGAGCGGAUUGUUCUCCUACUGAUUUCAACUGUCCAUCUCCUUAACUAGUUUGGUUCUCAUUUUCUUAUUCCACUUGUUCGAGGGACAUCGC